Homalodisca vitripennis (glassy-winged sharpshooter) is the source of this 554-nucleotide messenger RNA. RefSeq lists its product as uncharacterized. The record is from RefSeq and is a predicted model, not a curated record. Bases 117 to 554 code for a protein of 145 amino acids. NCBI's taxonomy places the organism in Eukaryota, Metazoa, Arthropoda, Insecta, Hemiptera, Cicadellidae. The transcript is spliced from 3 exons.
CUUUUGUGCUAAUGACGAGGAAGACACAGGAGGCCUACCAAGGUGUUUUCAUAUUUUUUAAACAAUUAAUUCCUGAUUAGAAUCCGCAGGUCAUUUUGACUGAUUUUGAAUUGGCUAUGAGCAAUGCUGCUCAGUUAGUAUGGUCUAAUGCUCGAGUAGCCGGAUGCUUCUUUCAUUUUGCACAGGCAAUCUAUCGCAUGCACAGGCAGCUUCGCCUCCAACACUUAGUUGACACCAACGUAGAGGCUGCUAAGACUCUUCAGAUGUUGAUGUCAUUAGCUUUGCUGCCUGCUGAAAGAAUAGCACUUGGCCUCAGGGUCAUAGCUCACUACUCAGUGCUGCACGGUCUGGCAGCCAGAUUCAGAAUACUGCUUCGCUAUAUGGAAAAUUUCUGGAUGCGGAUGGUCGGUGCGAAUCGAUUUAGCGUGUUUGGCGAGCCGCACCAGACCAACAACGCUCUGGAGGCGUUUCCACAGCAGCUUAUUAAGGGACAAUGGGGCCACAUCCUGGAGUGUGGAAGUUCCACGGUAAAAAGUCUUUUGCCGUUUCUUUAG